Messenger RNA from Thlaspi arvense, 1482 nucleotides. The record is from the annotation of a GenBank genome assembly. NCBI's taxonomy places the organism in Eukaryota, Viridiplantae, Streptophyta, Magnoliopsida, Brassicales, Brassicaceae.
AUGACCAGGAAAGAGGUGGUGGUGGCCGUCACUGCUGCAAUGCUUACGACAGCUGCAGCGGCUGUAAUAAUUGGUCGGUGGAUGCGGACGAAGGAUCGGCGUCGGAAACUGACACAGAGGAUUUUGAGGAAAUUCGCUAGAGAAUGCGCCACGCCCGUAUCGAAGCUGUGGGCCGUGGCGGACGCUUUCGUCGCCGAGAUGACCGCCUCUCUCGCCGCCGAGAAUUCCGGUUCUUUCAACAUGCUCGUUUCAUUCGUCGGUUCACUACCUUCCGGGGAUGAGAAGGGAGUACACUAUGGAGUUAACUUGCGAGGGAAGGAACUUCUGCUGUUACGUGGGACGUUGGGAGGUAACGAAGAGCCUAUCUCCGAUGUACAGAAGCAGGAGAUUUCGAUCCCUGAAGAUGUUUUAAACGCUUCUUUCAAGGAGCUGUGCGAUUUCAUAUCUUUGGAGCUAGUUAAAUUUCUUGGGAUGAAUCCCGGAGAAGAAACCGAGGAAGUGAAGAAGCUUGGGUUUACGUUGACUCGCUCUAUCCAGCAAACUGGGUCAAGUUCAAUCUCGGCGUUACAGAGGAAGUGUUUAGCAGAUGAUGAUGAUGAUACGGUUAUGAAAGCGUUUGUGAAUGAUAUGAAUGAAUCAUUAGAGAGACACGGUCUGAACAUUCGUAUGAACACAGCGCUGGUGGAUAACGCAAUAGGAGAGCUCGCUGGAGGAAGGUACUAUCACAAGGACACUGUGGCUGCAGUCACUUUAGGUAUGGGAACAAACGCUGCUUACAUCGAACAAUCUCAAGAGAUUUCGAGAUGGAAAUCCGCCAUACCCGAGCCACAAGAGAUUGCUAUUAGCACAGAGUGGGGAGAUUUCAGAUCUUGUCAUCUUCCUGUAACUGAAUUUGAUGCUGCUCUUGAUGCGGAAAGCUUGAAUCCUGGAAGCCGAGUGUUUGAGAAGAUGGUGUCUGGAGGAUACUUAGGGGAGAUAGUGAGAAGAGUGUUACUAAAAAUGUCUGAAGAAUCUGCUCUCUUUGGAGAUACGUUGCCUUCAAAACUCACAAUCCCUUACAUUUUAUGGUCGCCCGAUAUGGCGGCGAUGCAUCAAGACAUAUCCGAUGAUCGUGAGAUCAUAAACAAAAAGCUCAAGGAAGUUUUCGGGAUCAUGGAUUCAACACUUGUGGCGAGAGAAACAGUGGUUGAAGUGUGCGAUGUAGUCGCCGAACGAGCGGCACGUGUGGCGGGAGCAGGAAUAGUUGGGAUGAUAAAGAAGCUGGGAAGGUUAGAGAAGAAGAUGAGCAUUGUGAUAGUUGAAGGAGGAUUGUAUGAUCAUUACAGGCUCUUUCGAAACUAUCUUCAUAGCAGUGUUUGGGAAAUGCUUGGUGAUGAGUUAUCUGAUCAUGUCGUCAUCGAGCAUUCUCACGGUGGAUCUGGUGCCGGAGCUCUUUUCUUUGCGGCCUCCGGCGGCGGAAGCAAUCAAGAUUUCGGAAGCUGA